CUCACUUCUUCAAAUCAUCAUUCCGGAUCUCCACGUCACUUUCAUCUUUCACGAUACGAUAUCAGAAAGAUAUUCUGGCUAUCCUCGCUCUUCUCGCUUUUCUUUCUCCUGCACCAGAUUACUUGUUUUCUGUCCUAGCAGAUCUCACAUCGUAAACAUGUCCGCAUUCCUUUCUUCUAAUUCUUCUGAAGAGGUCUCUCCUCAGGGUCCCUCUGCGGAUACCUCAGAUGUCCGAGGCCGUGAGGUCGGCAUCGCACACAGCGACAGCAUGGAAGCCUCGUCAGGAACGAAACCUAUUCUCUCAUCCCCCCACGCCAUCCAUAAACCCUCCUCAUCCCCUAAUCUCUCCAGUCGGAUUGGACGCGCCAGACCCAGGGAGCAAAGAACUCCAGUCUCUCAAGCUGCCAUGCAGCGAUCCGACAACACCUUCGUCUCUCGUAUCCCCAGAGGAUACUCCCCACAACAGGCCGUAGGUAUCUCUCCAUAUGCCAGAAGGGCCCAUGCCUCAGAGCCGCGCAGCGCAAUUCCCAUCGCUACCUAUAGACGUAGUAUGAUGAACUUGGGGGGCUCACAGGGCACACCAGUCGGAGGAUCUCCUGGGGGCGACAGGGUUGCAGGUGCGUCUCGUACGCCUCGAUCUCAGCCCCCAGCCAAGAAAGCCAACCCCGACACCCCCAUCCCAGAAAGCGUUCGCAGGGCUCCGGAGGAGCAAAAGAAGCUCGUUCCCGAGUCAUCAGCCGAUGUCAAUGGGAGCUCUAGUGAGGAUGAACCAAUCGUGCCGCCCACCAUCUACACAGGCGAGUAUCGUAUUCCUUUGGCCGAACGCAUCAGAAAACUCCCAUAUGGGCCCACACUGAGAAUCUCUCCUUCAGCCGAGGAGUUGAUCAUGGGACGCAAGGCUGUUUCUGAAUAUGACGUUGCCCAGAGGGCUCGACCUGCACAGGAGUCCGGAGGACAGGGGGACACCUCCGGCUCCUCUCAAUCUACCCCAGUCCCCAAAUACAACGAACCCCGAGUCCCCAAACACAACGAACCCCGAGCCACUGCUCAGAAGCCGGUGACUCGGGAUCUCAGCCGGCUACGCAUCCCUCAGGAAGCCACCCCAAGAUGCGAAAUAGCCCGCCGCAAACCAGUGCUUCCCAGACGGUCUGUACACAGACCACAAUUGUCCGCGAAGGCGCCAACAAGCACCGGAAACGAAAACUCUCCCCCGGCCUCACUUGCAACAACCAUGUCCGAGAUUUGCCUCCAGACUGCGGAGAGCGCCAGAGCCACAGACCGGUUCCCGCCACGGUCCUCCUCCAUGCAAGCUGUGCCAGAGCUUGCAGCGUUGGGGGAGGCCGAUGAGCAGAAGAGUCACGGUCGAAGUCGAAACACCACUUUCGACGACAUCAUUCCACAGGGGGCUGCCGAGAGCCACAACGGCAAGCCUCAGGAUGAUACUAGAGCUCCAACGCCAUUCAGCAACCUCAGGCCCUUCAGAAUCCGCGACAUCUUUCACAAGAACAGAGAGGUCGCAGGAGAUCGGACCGUGAGCACCGUGAAGCCAACAGAGGAGGAGGGCAUUCCCGGUGAUUUGGUAAAAAAGACCUUGACGAGCAAGGCAAAACAACCCGGAGCGAGCUGGACUCUCAGCCGUCCACGUACCCCCAAGACUUCGCUUGGGCCAAUCUCAUCUCCCAUCCCACUGGUGGGCCGCUCUCCUUUCGACAGGAUGGACAUGGGGGCGCCAGACACUCCGACUCCAGAGCAUGCUCGCCAAGCAGUGUCGACACAGACCAAGGCCGCCAAACCAGGCCUGCUAGCUCGACGGGACCAUACCAUCUUCACCGCGACGUCUGGAAGUCUUCUCCCUGCGAGUGUCAUGGGCAGUCCCGAGUCAAGAACCGCAGCCACCCGCCACGCCACCGUCAGAGAUGCAGCCAUCCAGACCGAGCCACCUCGCCAGGACUCGGGUCUGGCCAGCCAUGUGCAGUUUGACGCUAUCAUCAGCGCCACGUGUGACAAGGUCCGGGGCGCGGAAGGACCCGCUGAAAGAGUCAGGUAUCUUCGGUUGGCCCUCGGCAUGCAGAGGCAAGUCGACAACUUACGUCGUUCGGAGCAGGCAGUGCACGAUGCAACUGCAGAGCUCAACGAAAAGGUCGCCUACAAGGCUGCCGUCGAAAACGCCAUAUGGGCAAGGUCCCGCCAGAUCCAAGCCAUGAUGGAGGAAGAGUCGGAGGGUCGUCGCUGAGGCAAGCGCCCCCGGUCCUCACUCCGAGGAUCGCCGGCCAGAGCCAUCUCUCGGCGGACAGCAGGACUCUCCAGCGCUUUUCAGUCUGGCUCUCUGUGUCUCCUUUCUCGUGCUCGUUGUUCUUUCGGUUUUCAUUUUCUUUUUCUUUUCUUUUCUUUUUUUUUUUUUUACUGCUUUCGGCCUCUGGUGUCGGGGGCAAGACAAAGACAAGGACAAAAAAAGAUAAAAAUACAAAACCACAGAAGAAAG
This is a messenger RNA of Aspergillus heteromorphus CBS 117.55, 2482 nucleotides long. RefSeq lists its product as uncharacterized. The transcript is spliced from 4 exons. Lineage: Eukaryota; Fungi; Ascomycota; Eurotiomycetes; Eurotiales; Aspergillaceae. The record is from RefSeq and is a predicted model, not a curated record. Bases 158 to 2233 code for a protein of 691 amino acids.